Cyclocybe aegerita is the source of this 1302-nucleotide messenger RNA. The record is from the annotation of a GenBank genome assembly. Lineage: Eukaryota; Fungi; Basidiomycota; Agaricomycetes; Agaricales; Hemipholiotaceae.
AUGGAAGGUUUCUGGCCACUGGAGGAGACGGUGUAUCCUCGCAUAUAUUUGUGGGACUUCCAUCAGGAGGACGUCAAGAAACCCUCGUUUGCUCUGAGAGGCAUCAAAGGAAACAUAUUUAGCCUCGCGUUCUCAGCGACGAACAAGUACCUACUCUGCGCCGGAACGUUUGAGCGAAUAUUGAAGUACGAUGUCGGCCAUAUCGGUACCUCGGUUCCUUCGCUUGCACCAGCUGCCGUGGACCAGGUAUUUCGCGAUCAUUCUGAAAGUAUCCGUGCAGUAACGUGCCACCCGACGCAUGACGAACUGUUUAUAAGUGCCAGUGAAGACGGCACCAUCCGACUUCAUGAUUGUCGCCAGCCGAACCCAUCGCCCCAGAGACUGAUGCAGGAGGUGAUCGAGACAGAGAACGAAGUCACUUCUGUUCAAUACCACCCAACAGUGGACAAUCUGUUCGUCACGAGUGAUGGGUGGGGAGCAGUCUGUCUGCGUGAUACCCGGAUGUCGUUUGGGGCAAUGUUGAAGAGGAGCGGGGAAGGUGUCGUCCAAACGUAUAACACGAAACUCGCCAAAGCAGCGGCGAAGUAUUUGAGCAAUCCUGAAUCCAGUAGCGUCACUUUCGACCGUGAUGGAUCGCGAAUCGCGGUUACCUUCACGCACUACUUGCCAACCAUAUAUUCAAUUUCUGACCCGAACCCUAUCGCUGUCCUCAGCGGACAACGUCUUCCUGAUGGCACCCCACUUCCGCCAGGGCAAAGGGGUUAUUCCAACUCAUGUACAAUGAAACAUGGUGCCUUCGGAGGGCCGGGCCUCGAUAUCGACGACAUGUAUGCUGGGGGUUCCGAUGACUUUUACGCAUAUAUUUGGAAGAUACCAUCCGUUAGACAGCUGCAGGAGCAGAGAAAGACGAUAUCGGCGCAUGAUUGGGCUGUCUACGAUGCUUCCUCAGUUGCAUUUACUGAGGGUCGGCUAGAUACCAAGAUCCUUCCAGUUGAAAUUUCAACUCCGUGGUGUAGGUUGACUGGCCACGACUCCAUUGUCAACACCAUUGUUUUCCAUCCACACUUUUUACACGUCGUCACUGCUGGUGUAGAAAAGAACGUCUUGCUCCAUAGUCCAACGCCGUCAUCUCCUUGCACAGAGAAUUUACCUCUUUCUCCGGCAGAAGUUCGACAGCUAGAUGACGCGGAUGCAGAGGAAGAUCGUGUAUCUUACCUCUCUGCACUGAUGGGAAUCGGGAUACGUGAUGGCCCUUCAGAAGAUGACUCUGAAAGGCGGACGCUGAGCCUCUUCGAUUCGUGA